Molecule: messenger RNA, 1725 nt
Organism: Mesoplodon densirostris (Blainville's beaked whale)
Lineage: Eukaryota; Metazoa; Chordata; Mammalia; Artiodactyla; Ziphiidae
Gene: ASIC1
Product: acid sensing ion channel subunit 1
Exons: 11
Coding region: 1-1725 (574 amino acids)
Biological process (GO): sodium ion transmembrane transport
Cellular component (GO): membrane
Source: RefSeq, a predicted model, not a curated record
AUGGAACUGAAGGCUGAAGAGGAGGAGGUGGGUGGCGUCCAGCCGGUGAGCAUCCAGGCCUUCGCCAGCAGCUCCACGUUGCACGGCCUGGCCCACAUCUUCUCCUACGAGCGGCUGUCUCUGAAGCGGGCGCUCUGGGCCCUCUGCUUCCUGGGCUCACUGGCUGUGCUGCUGUGUGUGUGCACCGAGCGCGUGCAGUACUACUUCCACUAUCACCACGUCACCAAGCUCGACGAGGUGGCUGCCUCCCAGCUCACCUUCCCUGCUGUCACGCUGUGCAACCUCAACGAGUUCCGCUUUAGCCAAGUCUCCAAGAACGACCUGUACCACGCUGGGGAGCUGCUGGCUCUGCUCAACAACAGGUAUGAGAUACCAGACACACAGAUGGCAGAUGAAAAGCAGCUGGAGAUACUGCAGGACAAGGCCAACUUCCGCAGCUUCAAGCCCAAGCCCUUCAACAUGCGCGAGUUCUACGACCGUGCGGGGCACGACAUUCGAGACAUGCUGCUCUCCUGCCACUUCCGGGGGGAGGUCUGCAACGCUGAGGACUUUAAGGUGGUCUUCACACGGUAUGGAAAGUGCUACACAUUCAACUCUGGCCGAGAUGGGCGUCCCAGGCUGAAGACCAUGAAGGGUGGGACGGGCAAUGGGCUGGAGAUCAUGCUGGACAUUCAGCAGGACGAGUACCUGCCCGUGUGGGGGGAGACUGAUGAGACGUCCUUCGAAGCGGGCAUCAAAGUGCAGAUCCACAGUCAGGAUGAACCUCCCUUCAUCGACCAGCUGGGCUUUGGUGUAGCCCCAGGGUUCCAGACCUUUGUGGCCUGUCAAGAGCAGCGGCUCAUCUACCUGCCCCCGCCCUGGGGCACCUGCAAAGCUGUUACCAUGGACUUGGAUUUCUUCGACUCCUACAGCAUUACCGCCUGCCGCAUCGACUGUGAGACCCGCUACCUGGUGGAGAACUGUAACUGCCGCAUGGUGCACAUGCCAGGGGAUGCCCCAUACUGCACUCCAGAGCAGUACAAGGAGUGUGCAGAUCCUGCCCUGGACUUCCUGGUGGAGAAGGACCAGGAGUACUGUGUGUGUGAAAUGCCCUGCAACUUGACUCGCUAUGGCAAGGAGCUGUCCAUGGUCAAGAUCCCCAGCAAAGCAUCAGCCAAGUACCUGGCCAAGAAGUUCAACAAGUCUGAGCAGUACAUAGGGGAGAACAUCCUGGUGCUGGACAUUUUCUUUGAAGUCCUCAACUAUGAGACCAUUGAGCAGAAGAAGGCCUAUGAGAUUGCAGGACUCCUGGGUGAGCUGCUGAUGGCACCUGUCCCCUUCCCGUGCCAUGGGCGUGGUGUGACACGCUACCACCCGAAGCAGGCUGCUCACCUCCGUCCUACAGGGCCUCCUCCCCUGCCAGCCCCAGGGGCCUUCCCCUGUCCCAGUGAGCUCUGUGACAUUGGAGGCCAGAUGGGUCUGUUCAUCGGGGCCAGCAUCCUCACUGUGCUGGAGCUCUUCGACUACGCCUACGAGGUGAUAAAACACAAGCUGUGCAGACGUGGGAAGUGCCAGAAGGAGGCCAAACGGAGCAGCGCGGACAAGGGCGUGGCCCUCAGCCUGGAUGACGUCAAAAGACACAACCCGUGUGAGAGCCUCCGGGGCCAUCCUGCCGGGAUGACGUAUGCUGCCAACAUCCUACCUCACCAUCCGGCCCGAGGCACUUUUGAGGACUUUACCUGCUGA